AUGGGGGGCAACCGGGGGCCAGCUGAGGGGAGGGCCUAUGAUGUUCUCUACGACCCUCUCUACACGGUCUCUGGGGCUCGGGACCACUAUCGGCAGCAGGCGCAGAGUGCAGGCUACACUCUGGAGAAGGUCCCCAACUUCCCCAACUUCUUCUCGGAGGUCCCGACGUUCCCGGCCCAGAGCCUCCGGCUGAAAGCAGCCAACGACGUUCCGCCGUUUGUCCCUCGGGACUUCCGCCCCGACCAGCCGGCCCCGCACGAAUUGCAGGGGCGCUCGACCAGCGGGAAUGUCAGCGGGGCCAACCUGGUGAAGUUUCUGCACCAGCCCCUGCUUUCCAAGGAUGACGUGGCUGAGAACAGGGCGCUCAGCACCGUCAAGUUCGCCACCCCCGCGCGGAGCCCCUCCCCCAAGUCGCGCGCCGCGUCGCGCGCCGCGGGCUUGGCCGCGGGGCCGCAUUCGGUCACGGUCGGGACGCAGAGCGACUACCGGGAGAGCGAGGCGCAAACCGUGCCGUACACUCCGGAUUACGUCAUCCCGGAGGGCGCGCCGGAGCCGGAGAUCCUCGCGCUGCGGGAGCUGACGUAUGGCUCCGGCCUUCCGGCUGGCGCGGCCGCCGUGGCCCUGGUCGACAAGAUGCGGCUCAAGCGCGAGUUCGAGGCGACCCUUCCGCCGCUCUCCGGAACGGAACAGGAGCUGGCGGUACGGAAGCGGAUGAUGGAGGCCUGGGAGCGCCAGGAGUGGGCCGACAGGGAGGCCGGCAUCGCACAGGCGCAGGAGGACCGGUUGGCGUCCAUGGUCGCCGCGAUCGAGCAGCGCGAGGCGGCGCGCGAGCAGGAGAUUCGGCGCAAGAUGGAGGGGCUGAAGGCGACCAAGGACGCCGAGCGGAGCAAGGCGCUGGCGGGGAUCCAGAAGAAGCGCAUCCAGACAAUGAGGAAGCUGACGCAAGCCCGCACGCAAGGCGAGAAGAGCCUCACGAAGCGUGACAUCAUCGAGGAGUACGCGGACUACGGCUCGCGCGUGUACGCGCCCAUCACGCGCGCGGGCGCGGCCCUGACCGGUAAAGGCCUCGAGAUUAACUCCGCGGUCGUCGAGCCGGCGUCGCUGCCAGGCGUGGCGCACCUGGAGCGUAGCCUGUCCCGGAAGACCCUCCCGCGGGUCACGUCACCCAACGCGUCCACGAAGAAGCUGAGCCUGGUGGACGCGCGCGAGCAGUCGACCACGCGCGCGCAGCUGAAGCACAUCGACAACCUGCUGCAGACGUCCAAGACCAUGUCGAACGGGACGCGCGGGAUGGGCGACGCGUGGCCGUGCCCGUUGGACGCCAACGAGGAGGCGGCGCGGCUCGCCAAGACGCGCGCGCGCGCUCCCUCGCUGCGGCUGCGCAAGAAGCCCACCGGCCGCGUCGCGCCGCCCGUCGAGAACGAGGAGCAGCGCGCGCGCAGGAAGAGGCGCCGCGCGAUCAUCUUCCUCCAGAGCCUCAUCCGCGGCCGUGCCGCGCAGGCCGCGAUGUUCGAGACGCGCGCGCGGCUCCAAACCCUUGUUACCGAGCUGCAGGCGGCCGCCCAACCGGUGGGGGAUCCCUCGCCGGUGACGUCAGAGGCGGGUCUGCCGACCGGGAUAGUUGUACCGGGGCCCUCAGUCACUCUGGAGGCGAUCAAAGACGAGAUGCUUGGGGCGGUUCUGGGCGACAUGAUGAGUGUUCUGACCGUUGAAGACGUCGCCCAAAGGCGCGCGAAGUUGCGGGAGAUUGAGGCGGCGCAUGUUGAGAACCAGGCGCGCAUUCUGAGAGAGGAGCAAGAAGCCCGCGAGCGUAUGCUCCGGGGGCCAGAAUUGCCGCCGGACGAGACCCCCCUCGACGAAGAGAAAGAGCACUUGGCGGACGGCGGGGCAGGUUCGAAGAAGCACGGGCACCAUAAGCACGGAAGCGGCGGCCAUAAGCACAGGGAGCACGGGCAUAAGCACAGGAAGCAUGGUCAUAAGCACGGCGAAGCUUCUCAUAAGCGGGAAGAAGAUGGAUCUAGAGAAGGCGAGGAAGCCCAUGGCCACGGUCACAAGGAUGGAGGACACCGCCAUAAGCGCGGAGAAGACAUGCAUAAGCACGGCGAGCACGGCCAUAAGCACCGAGAGAACGGACAUAAGCUCCAAGCGAAUGAGGGAGAGGAUACACAUACGAACUCAGAUCUGGGCGAAGGAGGCCCAACGCAAGGUGACGGCAUUGGGAGAACCAGUGACGUCAGAAGGACUAGCGGAGCAACUCUUGGGAAUGAUUCUUUCCGUUCAGAAGGAGGAGACGGAAGCCAUCGAGAGGAUGCUGACGACAUGCUUGCGUCACCAGAGAAGGGGAGGGACGGCGGAGAGAUGGUCCCGCAGAGAGGCAGGAUGCAUGGCGCUAAGAGCAAAUUCAAAAAGAAGGUGAAGGCAGACGGCAGGAAGGGUGACGGCCGUUCCGCUGGUUCCGUGCGCCAAGACCGGAAAAGCUCCUUUGUAAAGUGGGCCGACACGGGUUACUCUGAAGUCGGACGAGGCGCUGCGGAUGAAGGGAAAGCCGCGACAGACAUGGGAGGUGAAGCCAAACCGACGGAAGAGGAAGGCGGAAGGACAGCGGAACGGAACGAAACAAGGGCGGAGGGAGAGGCGGCUUUUGAGCAGCAAGAGAGUGACGAGUACGGGGAGGAGUCUGGUUCAGGAAGCGACACCGGAUCAGAAACGGAAGGAACGGAAUCGGAAGGCGAGUCUUCGGCAGGUUCGUACUCGGAUGAAGAGGAGUCCGCGGGCGCCGGGUACGGAACGGAGGAUACCGCGGACGCCGGAAACGGAUCGGCGGACGGAGCAGCCGACCACGAGGCGGGACACGCGCCCGCGAAAGCGCGCGCGAAGCGGCCGCCCCACGGGACGCCACGCCGCCCCGCUUGGGCUGACGUGGACCCGGAAGUCGGCGCCGCGGCCGCGACGCGCAUCCAAGCGCACUUGCGGGGGCACCAGGAUCGGCAGCUGGUGGCGCGCAUGAGGUUGGGGAGUACUUAG
Molecule: messenger RNA, 3024 nt
Organism: Klebsormidium nitens
Lineage: Eukaryota; Viridiplantae; Streptophyta; Klebsormidiophyceae; Klebsormidiales; Klebsormidiaceae
Source: the annotation of a GenBank genome assembly